This is a messenger RNA of Sporisorium graminicola, 3483 nucleotides long. RefSeq lists its product as uncharacterized. Gene Ontology annotation, molecular function: transcription cis-regulatory region binding; zinc ion binding; DNA-binding transcription factor activity, RNA polymerase II-specific. The record is from RefSeq and is a predicted model, not a curated record. The transcript has a single exon. Gene Ontology annotation, biological process: regulation of DNA-templated transcription. Gene Ontology annotation, cellular component: nucleus. Lineage: Eukaryota; Fungi; Basidiomycota; Ustilaginomycetes; Ustilaginales; Ustilaginaceae. Bases 1 to 3483 code for a protein of 1160 amino acids.
AUGAACAGCUUGGCCGACGCAGCGAUUCAAGCUUCGGCGGUUGCAGCGGAAGCUUCAGCUGCAACAGCUGCUGUUUCUGCUGCAUCUGUUCCAGGUGAUCCCACCCAAGUUCCUUUAUCUACACCAGACUCUGCAUCCCGUCCAGAAGAUCCGUCCAGCGUACUUGGCCGCUCCUCUUCCACCCAUCCUCCCAUCCCCUCGCUUAGAGAAGCUGAUGAAUCCACCUCUCCAGCCUCCAAUCCAGAAACAAGCAUAGACAUGUUGAACAAGAACAGCGCAGAUACCCCUCUUCGUCGUGCUUUGCUCGACACCGAAAAACCCGAAAAGCGCGGCUCUAACUUGGCUUGCCUCAAGUGUCGCGCCAUCAAGGUCAAAUGUUCCCGCGCCAACGCCGAGGAUGAGCGAUGCAAACGCUGCAACCGUCUCGACCUCGUCUGCGAGUUUAAAGAGCAUCACAGAGGCAGGAAGCCUAAAAAGAGACCCCGAAGCGAAGCCGACAGCACGGGUGCCGACGAGGAGGAUCAGCUCGAAGACGACGAAGUCGACGCGGCUUCCUUGUCGACCAAAGCCAACACCACUUCUCCCAUUCGUAUCAAAGCGCGAGAGCUCUCUCGAUCACCUCCACCACCUACGCCUCCAAAGAAUCACCAGCAACACCAACAAUAUCACACGACAUCGCACAAGAAGGGAGAGCACGGUCGCUUCAACGCCAACGAGCCACCUUCGCCCAAACUUCCCAGUCCCAAAGGAUCCGUCCAUGGAAGAUGGUUCGGUCCCUAUCUGCAGCCGAUUCCGUCAUUUGAGGACUCUUUGUUCUCUCGCAAGUCACAGUCUCUUUCGCACUCGAACUCAGCGCAGCAUCAUCAUCCGCACCAACAGUACAGCCACCAGCCUCAGCAGGGUCAGCAGCAUCAGCACUCCUACCACCACGAUCGCAGCCGUGAAUUGCCGCCGCUAUCGAUACAACCCUCGUCAUCUUCUAAUCGCAACGGCCUCAGUCCUCAUGAUCAGUGCGCUUGGGACCGCACAUCGGCGUGGAACUCGACGCAAAGCAGCCUGCAUCGUGCGCAGCAAACCCCCUCCGCGGCACCCCCUGCCAUGGCUUCCGACUUGCGUGACGACGCCGUGCGUCAACACGUCGUCACCAUGGACCAGGCCCACGAGUUGUUCAACUACUAUUUCACCGAGCUCAACCCUCCUCUUGCGCUACUAGAUGCUUCGCUACACACCGUCGAGCACGUUCGUCAGAGCCUGCCCAUCCUUUUUUCCACCAUCAUCUCGGUGGCUUCGCGCUUCUUCCUGCCCCAGCACCAUCGUCAGUGUCAUCGCAUCGCCAAGUCCAUUCUCAACAUGGCGGCUGCAGAAGAGAUUUGCUCUAUGGACCAUAUCCAAGCGCUCAUCCUCGUGAUUACCUGGAAAGAUCCCGGAGAUCGAACUAUCCUACGCAAAGCUGUUCGUGCCAUCGGAUACGCUUACGAGCUCGGUCUACAUGCCGCCUUUGACGAUUUCCCGACAGCCGACUCUUCCAGCUCAACCACGCGCGCUCGGUCCGACAGCUACUCGCAACGGCUCAAAAGACGUCAGGAUCGCGAUCGUCAGCGUACAUGGAUCGUGCUCUGCCUCAUCCACGAGCUCGUUCGUCGAGAUGACCGCAACACCAAGCCGCGCGCACGUAUCAUCCCGCCCGAGGAUUAUCCCGAUCCCAACACGUGGAUCAAGCAAAGCGGCGACGUGCUGCUGCCCGUCGACUCGCGACUGGCAUGGUCGCUCGACAUGUCGCUCCUGACGCUCGAGAACGAACCUUUCCUCGACCACAUCAACCGAUCCGAAGAUGCGACGCCGUUUGAAUCGUUCUUCGACCGCUAUCGUACUCGGCUAGACAUGCUGCGCAAGCGCUACUUUGAUGUUCGCGACGGCGUCUUCCAUCCCCGCUUGCCCAUGGACAAGUCGGCUGUUGCUGAAUUGCCUUACCUCGAUGCGUUUCGCGACUUUUACAUCUGCCAGUCAACAUGGCACUGGGCAGCCAAAGUGGCUUCGAAUCGACGAUCGAGACGGAGCGAGCUGGCCGAGCAGCAGGACAAUGCUCGAUCUGCGUUCUGGUUCGCACAGACGGUGGACACGGCGAUGCGAUGCAUGCGUUUGUUUGCUAAGGAUCUGUGCGAGCCAGGCUAUGUGCGUGUUGGUCAUGACUACCUCGUCAUCUCGGCGAGCGAGGUGACCAAAUGGUUUUACCUUUAUCGCGAGCAUCUCGAUGCAUCCACCAUCACGACGGGUGUCGAGUGUCUGCGCGCGACGCUGCGUGAAUGCUCUCAGCCGCAGCGACUGGCGUCGGGCGAGGUGGUGGACACGGAACGAGAAGCGCCUGGCUACUUUGUGCGUUUUCUCGGCGCCAUCUUUGAGGCCGGCCUCGACCAGAGCUUUGAAAGGGCGAAAAAGCGGCUGGCCGUCGAUGUGGAGCGGUACCGGUUCAAGCCGAGUCACUGGAACGAAGUGGGUCGCGGACGUGCGCAUUCGAGCAGUGCAGCCGACGAACACGCGGCUGUGAGGAGGGAGAUGGAAGCAGGUCCCAACGCGCAUGCUUCAGCACGUCGGCCACCGUGGGUAGGCGCGCACUCUUCGUAUCAGCAGAAGCAGCAGCAAGAGCAGCAACAGCCGGGCGGAGGAGUAGCAGCCGCAGCAGCAGCACCAUUGGCAGAGCGUGGUUCGGGACUUGAUCGCACACCACACACAAGCGCAAUGGCACCGGCCGGAGGCAGCCCGCCUUUCCGCGAUGUAGCAUCUGCGACUGCGCGGUAUUCGACAGCACCGUCGCUGCCUCGGGGCCGAUCCGAAAUGGGGCCGAGCCGAGUUACAACACACGCUGCUCCUGGUGGUGGCGGAGGAGCCACUUCAUACGAGCGUGCAAGUGGUGGCGGCAUUGUAGAAAAGUCGCAAACGUUGCCGGUGGUGUUUGGCACACAGCCAGAUGUCAGCCUGUCUACGGCGAACUUGAACACAGGCAACUCUAUGGCGCCACAUCCAGCCUACCUGACCUCGCCUGGUGCGGGCGCAGCGGGUCAGGCGCUGCCUUCCGGCUUCGCGGUGCAGGGCGGAGGUACGUCUUGGCCGCCUGCAAGCACCAUCGCUUCUUCGUGGAGCAACAACAGUAACAGCAACAGUAAUAAUCACAGCAGCGCUAUGGUCAUAGGAGGCGGAGGCGGAGGCGGCGGCGGCAUCAUCAUCAGCAACAAUCAGCUGGGUGGUCUUGCUGCCACUGCGACGGCCGGCGCUGAUUUCAGUAUGCCCGUCGGCGGAUUCGGCGGCCCCAGCGGUCUCACUAGCCAAACGAAGACGGACGCCAGCAAUUCCGCCGCCACCGUAGUCCCGCUCGCCGCCGAUAUGGGCAAGAACUCGAUUGAGGGCUUGGCAGCUUGUCUCGACACGCGCGAUCUGACGUACUGGCACGGCAUUCUGGGGUUUGAUCUAACCACACCCGCUGUGUAG